AUGAACGCCGAGGACCGAUGGCUCAGCGACGUGGAACGGGAUGCCAGUCCCGAGAGGUUCCACGCCCAGUCAGCCUCGACUCCAGGCGCAGGAGAGACGCGGGAUCCCGCGGCCACAUUGGAGAGACAUGAACCAAUGGAGCGAACGGUAACAGCGAUGAGCUCGUCCACUUCAAGCUCGUUAUCGUCUGGCAUUCCCAACGAGCGGCGAGAGACGACCAUGUCGAGAACAGCGACCCAGGCCGACCUCGAAAGACAUCCUACCGCUUUGAGCAGAAUUCAGACAGGUCGAAGUCAACACAGUGGAACAGUUGGGGCAAGUCUUCGCUCUCGGACAGCUACACGACACAGUAGGACAGCUCUGCCAGCCUUCGGAGCAGGCAAGCCCUAUCCACCCAACUUGCCAGACCGAGAGGAGUACGUCGUGGAAUUUGAUGGGCCAGACGACCCUUUACAUGCGCACAAUUGGCCCCUCAGGAAGAAACUGCCUGUGACCAUCGUGCUGGGUUAUGUCACCCUGACGGCAGCAUUUGGCUCUUCCAUUUUCUCAACAGCUACUGGAGCGAUUGCGACCCAAUUCGAUCUCUCGAGGGAGGUAGGUAUUCUCGGCGUGUCGCUAUAUGUCCUCGGAUUUGCCACUGGACCUAUACUAUGGGCUCCUUUCAGUGAACUCUACGGACGCAAGGCCCCUUUGCUCAUCUCGUCAUUUGGAUUCUCCAUCUUCAAUCUCGCAGUGGCUGUUGGGAAAGACGCCCAGACAGUCUUCAUCUGCAGAUUCUUUUCUGGAUUCUUUGGAGCUUGUCCUUUGACAAUCGUCGGCGCUGUCUUUGCAGAUAUGUUCUCCAACCGUCAGCGUGGCUUAGCCAUAACAGUAUUCAGUAUAGCCGUCUUUGCAGGUCCACUGCUCGCGCCAUUCAUUGGCGGCUUCAUCGUUGACAGCUAUCUUGGUUGGCGAUGGACCGAGUGGAUUACUAGUUUCAUGGGCUUUCUCGGUCUUGGACUCUUGUUGAUCUUCCUGGAAGAGACAUAUGCGCCCGCGCUUCUGGUGUCUAAAGCCGCGGAUUUGCGACGUCGAACAAAGAACUGGGGCAUACACGCUAAGCAAGAAGAAAUUGAGAUUGAUCUCCGCGAACUUAUCGAGAAGAACUUGUCACGACCCAUGAGAAUGCUCUUCACCGAACCCAUCGUCUUCCUCCUUUCAAUCUACAUGGCCUUCAUUUACGGCCUCCUCUAUCUCUUCCUCACAUUCUACCCAAUCGUCUUCCAGCAAAUCUACGGCUUCUCUCCCGGCGUUGGUGGUCUCCCCUUCUUCGGCAUGAUCCUGGGUGAAAUAUUCGCAGGAAUUUUCAUGAUCAUCCUCCAACCAGCCUACAACCGGAAACUAGCCGCGAAUAAUGACGUGCCCAUUCCCGAAUGGCGUCUACCUCCAGUGAUUGUGGGUGGCGUAUCGUUUGCUAUUGGCCUUCUCUGGUUCGGCUGGACAGGUUUCCGCUCCGACAUCCACUGGAUCGCGCCCACCCUCUCGGGCAUAGCGACGGGAUUCGGCCUCUUGACCAUUUUCCUGCAAUGUCUCAACUACCUCAUCGACGCCUACCUCGUCUUCGCCGCCUCAGCCAUUGCAGCCAACACUUUCCUCCGAUCGCUCGCGGGUGCCGGGUUUCCGUUAUUCGCGACGCAAAUGAUCAAUGGAAUGGGAGUGCAAUGGGCGGGAACGUUGCUGGGUUGUUUGGCGUUUGCGUGUGUACCUAUGCCUGUGUGGUUUUACUUGAGAGGGUCCAAGAUUCGAGAGAAGAGUCGAUUUGCGACGACGUUUCCGGUCGCUAGUGCGGCGGCGCAGGAUGCGAGUAGUUUGAGUGAAGAGAAGGUGGAAUGA
This is a messenger RNA of Sphaerulina musiva SO2202, 1872 nucleotides long. Its product is annotated as major facilitator superfamily. Gene Ontology annotation, molecular function: transmembrane transporter activity. Lineage: Eukaryota; Fungi; Ascomycota; Dothideomycetes; Mycosphaerellales; Mycosphaerellaceae. The coding region runs from base 1 to 1872 and encodes 623 amino acids. The transcript has 6 exons. Gene Ontology annotation, biological process: transmembrane transport. The record is from RefSeq and is a predicted model, not a curated record.